AUGACGGCAGAGGUCCAGCAGCCGCCAGCGCAGACUCCUGCCCAGAGCAGCCCGAUGUCCGCCCCGGAGAAGCCGCACGGACAGACGGUGGUGAUGGAAACCGCUUCCUCCACUACGAAAACCAAAAAGACGAACGCAGGGAUUCGACGCCCAGAGAAGCCUCCCUAUUCCUACAUAGCUCUGAUAGUCAUGGCCAUCCAGAGCUCUCCGACCAAGCGCCUGACGCUCAGUGAAAUCUACCAGUUCUUGCAGAGCCGCUUCCCGUUUUUCAGGGGCUCCUAUCAAGGAUGGAAGAACUCCGUGCGUCACAACUUGUCCCUGAACGAGUGCUUCAUCAAGCUGCCCAAAGGCCUCGGUCGACCGGGGAAGGGCCACUACUGGACUAUCGACCCGGCCAGCGAGUUCAUGUUCGAGGAGGGAUCCUUCCGAAGGAGACCCCGGGGUUUCAGACGCAAGUGCCAGGCUCUGAAGCCCAUGUACAGCAUGAUGAACGGCCUGGGAUUCAACCACAUCCCCGAGUCCUACAACUUCCAGGGGAGCGGCGGGGGCCUCUCCUGCCCGCCCAACAGCUUGUCUCUGGACAGCGGGAUUGGGAUGAUGAACGGACACUUGGCAGGUAACAUGGACGGGAUGGGUCUGUCCGGGCACUCCAUGUCCCACUUGUCGACAAACGGUGGACAUUCCUACAUGGGAAGCUGUACAGGAUCCACUGGGAGCGAUUAUCCCCACCACGACAAUUCCGCCUCCCCUCUGCUGACCAGCGGGGGAGUCAUGGAGCCGCAUCCCGUCUACUCCAGCUCCGCCUCGGCCUGGGCUCCCGCGCCCUCGGCCUCCCUCAACAACGGGGCGUCAUACAUCAAGCAGCAGCCCCUGUCACCGUGCAAUCCGGGGGCCAACCCGCUGCAGCCCAGCCUGCCCACGCAUUCGUUAGAGCAGCAGUACCUGCACCAGAACGGCCACAGCACCGCAGACUUACAGGGUAUUCCUCGGUACCACUCCCAGUCCCCCAGCAUGUGCGACAGGAAGGAGUUCGUGUUCUCGUUCAACGCCAUGACGUCCUCGGCCAUGCACUCGCCCAGCAGCAGCUCCUACUACCACCACCAGCAGGUCUCCUACCAGGACAUCAAGCCCUGCGUCAUGUGA
Menidia menidia (Atlantic silverside) is the source of this 1143-nucleotide messenger RNA. The record is from the annotation of a GenBank genome assembly. Lineage: Eukaryota; Metazoa; Chordata; Actinopteri; Atheriniformes; Atherinopsidae.